Molecule: messenger RNA, 3158 nt
Organism: Phyllostomus discolor (pale spear-nosed bat)
Lineage: Eukaryota; Metazoa; Chordata; Mammalia; Chiroptera; Phyllostomidae
Gene: ZNF57
Product: zinc finger protein 57
Exons: 4
Coding region: 113-1567 (484 amino acids)
Biological process (GO): regulation of transcription by RNA polymerase II
Cellular component (GO): nucleus
Molecular function (GO): RNA polymerase II transcription regulatory region sequence-specific DNA binding; DNA-binding transcription factor activity, RNA polymerase II-specific
Source: RefSeq, a predicted model, not a curated record
AUUUUCACCAUUUUCACUGUGAUGUAUCUGUUUGUGGAGCACUUUGCAAUUUUAAUCUUGGGAGAUCACUGGGUGUCUGGACGUGUAGGUUGGUGUUUAUCACAGGGAGUUGAUGGUCCUCUGUGUAAAGGAUCUCUGGGACCACCCUCAGGACUCAGUGGUCUUUGCGGAUGUGGCGGUGGACUUUACCCUGGAGGAGUGGGCUCUGCUGGACUCUGCUCAGAGGAACCUCUACAGAGAUGUGAUGCUGGAAAACUUCCAGAAUCUGGCCUCAGUGGAUAAUGAGACACUGUUUACAGCCAGAGGGCCCAUUAUUCAGCAGGAUAUGCAUGAGGAAAAAAUAUCUAACAAACAGGAAAUAGCAAAAUUCACAAGAAGUAAUUCUUGUAUCUACAUUUUAGCAAACAAUGGGGAAGACCAGAGCAUUGACGAUGAGCAACAAAACCACAGGAGACCUCUAAGGAACCAUGUGGUGGACAGCUUCUGUGAACAUAAUGAUGGAAAUCAACACGGUGAAACCUUCAUUCACAUUCCCAAUCUUAACCUGCACAAAACCAUUUCUAUGGGAAUAAAACCAUAUGAAUGCACCAAGUGUGGAAAAGGCUUCACGCAUCUUUCUUCCCUUAAGAAGCAUGUUAGAGCUCACCGUGAACAUAAAUCAUUUCAGUGUCAGGAAUGCAAACAGGGCUACAUUUGUGCCUCACACCUGGGAACUCACACUGGAGAGAGACCCUAUGGGUGUAAAUUAUGUGGGAGAAACUUUCCUUAUUUCUACUGCCUCAGUCAACACAUCAGGAUGCACACUACAGAGAAAAAUUAUGAAUGCCAGCAGUGUGGGAAAUCCUUCAAUGAGCUCUCCAGUCUUACUAGACAUGUGAGAACUCACACAGGAAAGAAGCUAUAUAAAUGUCAGGAGUGUGGGAAAGCCUUCAUUUACCCCUCAGAACUUCAAAGGCACAUGAUAACACACACUGGGGUGAAGCCCUAUGAAUGUAAAGCAUGUGGGAAAACUUUUCGUCAUUCCUAUUCCCUGACCCGACAUGUCAAGAUUCACACAGCAGAGAAAACCUAUGAAUGUAAGAAAUGUGGGAAAGCCUUCAGCUGGCCCGAGACCUUUCAAGCCCAUGUGAGGACACAUACUGGAGAGAAACUCUAUACCUGUGAAAGCUGUGGGAAAGCUUUCAGUUCUCCCAAGUCCUUCCAAGGUCACAUGAGAACUCACACUGGAGAGAAACCUUACAAGUGUAAACAGUGUGGAAGAGCCUUUACUUGGUCCUCAAACUUUCAAGAACAUGUGAGAAUUCAUACUGAAGAGAAACUGUAUAAAUGUGAAAAAUGUGGGAAAGCUUUCAAUUCUUCCAGAUCCUUUCAAGGUCACAUGAGAACCCACACAGGAGAGAAGCCCUACGAGUGUACACAGUGUGGGAAAGCCUUCAGCUGGUCCUCGUCCUUACAAAAGCAUGGGAGAAUGCACACUGGGGAGAAACCGCACAAAUGCAAACAGUGUGGAAAAGCCUUCAAGUGGCCCUCGUCCUUUAGGAACCACGUGAAAAUGCACACUGGAUAGCAGCUCCAUGAAGGCAUGUGACCCUUGAAAGCUUUGGUUCGGACGUUCUUUCUAGACAGGAAUCUUACAACUUUAAAUAAUCUCGGAAAACAUUCCACUGAUUAUAUAAUGCUCCAGGAAAUUCAUACCAGGAAAGAAAUAUUUUAGAAGUUAUAAAUAUAGUAUUAUUUUGUCAAAAUCUCAUUUUUAAAUGGAUCAUUAAGUGAUAAAUUUCCAGUUCUUUUAGAAAUAAAUGUUUAUGUAAGAAAUAAUUCUCUUAAGUCUUCUUUCAGGUAUAGUGUAUAAGUUUCAAUAGUUUUUUUUUUCCAGGCAAUACCUAUCUUCUGUUUUCAUUUUUUCAUUUGGAAGUUUAUUGGACCCAUGAUAAAUUGAAAUAUGCUUUAAAUAUGACAAUAAGUUUAACUUUUAUGUAAUAUUAUAGUGGAAGUGCCUUACAUUAAACUUUUCUAGUUGUAAGUGCUUGACAAUAAGUUUCUGAUUGACAGGGCAUCCAUCUCAGAGACAUCCAUCCCAAGCAAGCAUAUAGCCAGCUGUAUCACACAGCUACUAGUAAAACGACUACCUACACAAUCAGGCUGCCUUGACCCAUGAAAUUUUCCCUUCAAAAAGUCUGGGGUAAACUAGUUAAGUGACCACUUACCCAUGCUUUUCUCUUCCCUUAGCCUAAUUUCUGCUCUUAUGUUUAACUUUCUCAAGUAAGGGUAAACCUAUGAAAUCCCAGGCAUCCCAUCCUUGACCCCAAGAAAAGGCAGAGCUCAAGGUCUACACUCUCUCCCCACAACUUCACUGUGGCCUUGGGCCAUGCUGUGUACUCUCUGGAAUUUGUAAAAAUUUUGUUCUAAGUUCCCUGAUGGUUUUUCGCUGAAGUGCAUCUUAUGAGAAUGCAAGAGCUGGAAUAGCCACAAAGUGUCUGUGGGGGCUUGUCACAACAGCGUUUUAGGCAUUCCUAGCGGAUAGCAUCUCUCUCAAUAGGCCGAGAUCAACAGAACGGCAGCUUUAUAUUUCUUCUGUAGGUAUCAUGAGAGCAGCCACCCCCCCUCCCUCACCUCUUUCUAGUACGCACAUAUUCCUAGGAACACAUUGAUCUUUUAUUGGCCACUUACUAUAUAAAUGAUUAGGAGAAAGUGGGUGGCAGUUUACAAAAAGCCAUUCUGAAAAAUUUUUGAAAUCUUAGGAUUUCUUCCUGAAGAAUUUUUAAAUAUGAUGUGUUUCUCUAAGUUGGAUCAAAAUUGUUUUCUGUGAAAAUAGGUUUAUUCCUCUUCCAUAAAGUCCUUUCAGGGGAAAGGCGUGGAUGAAACUAGGGGAUGAUUUUUAAAAUAUAAUGUUAUGAUUUUUAAACAGGACACCACAAGUCUGGCAUGUGGGAGGUGAUGGGGGAAGGCAGAAGCUACUGUUAAUCUUGUUUUUCAGAAUUCUAGCUGGAAACUCCUUCCUUUACCUAAAGGAACUGCCCCCCUACCCCCAUGCCCUGCUGCCCAUUUCACAUUUCCACCCCACCUGCCAGUGUUGACAUAGCUUCUUCCUUGUAUCCUUAGUACUAGUUUCUGUUCAGCUAGUCUUCAGGUGGUUCUCAAUGAUGGCUACUGUGUUU